Molecule: messenger RNA, 1041 nt
Organism: Hibiscus syriacus
Lineage: Eukaryota; Viridiplantae; Streptophyta; Magnoliopsida; Malvales; Malvaceae
Product: GATA transcription factor 4-like
Exons: 2
Coding region: 106-1041 (311 amino acids)
Biological process (GO): regulation of DNA-templated transcription
Molecular function (GO): zinc ion binding; sequence-specific DNA binding
Source: RefSeq, a predicted model, not a curated record
CACAGAGACUCUCAAAGCCCCAAAGCUUUGUCUCUCUAAAAUACCAUUUCCAAUUUCAUUUAUAUAUAUAUCGUGAAUAGGAAGUGGAACAUUGUAAAGGCUCAAAUGCAGGCAGGAGACUUCUUCGUCGGAGGUUAUUACGGCGGUUCAUCAACCGGAGAUUUCUCACCGGAGGUUAUUAUGACGGUGGAGCAAAAGCUGGGGAAGAAUUUCACCGUCGAAGAUCUCCUUGACUUCUCUAACAAAGAAGCCGUUAUCGGUGACGGUUUCUUCGACAAUGUCGCCGGUAAUUCCGCUGACUCUUCCACCGUCACCCGCAAUCCCUCCGUAUUCGGCAGCGAAAGCCACUUCUCUGAAGCUAAUUUCACUCACUCCUCUCAGUUCUCCGGCGAACUCUGCGUCCCGUAUGAUGAUUUGACUGAACUUGAAUGGCUCACAAAUUUCGUUGAUGAUUCGUUCUCGACGGACCCCAUUUUCGCAAAAUUACCCACACCUGAAUCCUCCUCUUCUUCAGCGCGAUCCGAUUCCUUAUCUCGAAGCUCCAUUGAUCCGAUUUUCCAACAUGGGGCUCCGCUUCCAGGGAAGGCCCGGUCCAAACGUCCGCAGGCCGCACCGUGCGAUUGGUCCACUCGAGUCCUUCAGCUCAACCCAAACCCCACGGGUCAAAAGAAAAGAGAGAGUGCAAAAGCUAGUUCGGAGUCAUCAUGGGGUCGGAAAUGUUUACAUUGUGCUUCGGAUAAGACCCCGCAAUGGAGGACCGGGCCGAUGGGUCCAAAAACGCUAUGUAACGCGUGUGGGGUGAGGUACAAAUCGGGCCGGUUGGUACCCGAAUACCGACCCGCUGCGAGUCCGACGUUCUUGUCGACGAAGCAUUCGAAUUCACAUAGGAAAGUUUUGGAGAUUAGGAGGCAAAAGGAAAUGCAAAGAGCACAACAUCAACACUUUCUUGGUCAAACUUCGGUGUUCGACAUAUCCAACGGUGGUGAUGAUCUUUUGAUCCAUCAUCAUGGAGGGCCACGAUUUAGUUGGAAUUUCAAAUAA